AUGAUAGGGGGAAUUUUCCCAGUUUUCAACAAGGAUGUCAGCAGCAUUGCUACAUUUGACGGGGAACCUCCUGCAGUGACGUGUGCCCUGUUUGACCUUCGGGCUUUUCGAUGGGCCCAAAUGAUGAUAUUUGCAAUAGAAGAGGUCAACACAGAUCCUGCUCUCCUGCCUAACAUCUCUCUGGGUUACAGGAUUCUCAAUUCCUGUUCAUCUCCUACAAAUACUUUACGAGCCGCACUAACGCUGGCAAGAAGUCAAAAUGAAAAAGAAACAUUUUCUGGCUGUUCUCCAGCUGUAUCCGCAGUAAUCGCGGAGGCAGGAUCUUCUCAGUCCCUGGCGGUCGCUGGAAUUCUUGGACCUUUUCAAGUCCCAGUGAGUUACUUCUCAACAUGCGCCUGUCUCAGUAACAGAGCUAAAUACCCGACUUUCUUUCGAACAAUCCCGAGCGACUACUUCCAGGCGAAAGCCUUGGCAGCUCUGGUCAAGCAUUUCGGCUGGGAGUGGAUCGGAGCCAUACAGUCAGACAACGACUACGGACGAAACGGGGUUCUGGCUUUUAAAGAGGAAGUUACAAAGUUUGGGAUUUGCAUUGCUUUUGUUGGGACGGUUCUGCGAACGUACCCUCAGGAAAAGAUCCUGAAAGUUGUAGAAAUGAUCAAACAGUCGACCGUCAAAGUCAUCCUGGCUUUUACGCCUGAGGGCGACUUUUCUCCUUUGAUGAGGGAGGUUGUGAAGCACAACAUCACUGGAAUACAGUGGCUCGCUAGUGAAGCAUGGAUCACAGCACCUCAGCCUUCAACCCCGGAAAUGUACCGAGCUUUCGGCGGAGCGUUGGGAUUUGUCGUUCAGAAGAUGAACAUCCCAAACCUAAAUCCAUUUCUUAUGAAUAUUAACCCUUACAGAGAUCCAAGUGAGCCUUUUGUGAAGGACUUUUGGGAGAUAAUGGUUACCUAUCACCUGCAAAGAGUAAAYUUCAGGAAUCGGUUUGGAGACGACGUGUUUUUUGACGAGAACGGCAACCCUCCUGCUUCSUACGACGUCAUUAACUGGCAGCUCAGAAACGGACAGGUUCCAGCGUCGGUGUGCUCAAAUGCUUGUCCAGCAGGAACCAGGAAGGCUCAGAUCAAGGGGAAACCAGUGUGUUGUUUUGACUGCGUUCCAUGUGCAGAGGGAUCCAUCGCCAACUCAACAGAGUGCACGGCCUGUCCACAGGACUACUGGUCCAAUGAGAGAAAAGAUGGAUGCAUUCCAAAGACGGUCGAGUUUCUGGCGUAUCACGAGCCCAUGGGUGUGGCACUCACAGCCGUGGCUUUGCUGGGUGCCUCCCUGUCUCUGCUCACCAUGAUCGUUUUUAUCCACUACAGAGAAACUCCUGUGAUAAAAGCCAGCAACUCAGAGCUGAGCUGCUUCUUGCUGUUUUCUCUCUUCCUGUGCUUCCUCUGCCCUCUCACCUUCAUCGGCAAACCCACAGUCUGGACCUGCAUGCUACGCCACACUGCUUUCGGUGUGACAUUCGCGCUCUGCAUCUCCUGCGUUCUGGGAAAAACCAUUGUCGUCGUGACAGCGUUCAAAGUCGUACACCCCAACAACAAACCAGCAGUGGGGCAGUUCGGUCCGAUCCAGCAAAGAAUUAUCGUUUGCUCCUGCACUUUGGUUCAAGUAAUUAUCUGCAUAUUGUGGCUGAAGCUAAAUCCACCAUUUCCCGACAGGGUUUUUAAAUACAACAGCAAGAAGAUUGUGCUGGAAUGCAACACGGGGUCAGAGGUCGCUUUCUAUGCUGUACUGGGAUACAUCGGGAUUCUUUCAGUGAUAUGUUUGGUUCUUGCAUUUCUAGCCAGAAAACUGCCCGAUAAUUUUAACGAAGCCAAAUGUAUCACGUUCAGCAUGCUGAUWUUCUGCGCCGUCUGGAUCACUUUUAUCCCAGCGUACAUCAGCUCUCCUGGAAAGUUCACUGUAGCCGUGGAAAUAUUCGCAAUCUUGUCAUCAGCAUUUGGCUUAUUAAUAAGUAUUUUUGCGCCUAAAUGUUACAUAAUCUUGGUGAAGCCAGAGAAAAACACAAGGAAACAUGUCAUGGGGAAAAAAUAAUAAACUUUUAAGAUGAAAUUAGUUAUUUUGAAAACAAUAUGGGUAUAUAGAGUCUAAAAUAGCAGAAUAUAUAUUGUUUAUUGUGUAUAAAAACAUAAUGAUAAAUGCUUACUUGAGUGGUUA
Poecilia reticulata (guppy) is the source of this 2208-nucleotide messenger RNA. The record is from RefSeq and is a predicted model, not a curated record. Lineage: Eukaryota; Metazoa; Chordata; Actinopteri; Cyprinodontiformes; Poeciliidae.